AUGACAAAGUAUCUUCGUGGAAUUCCUGAUGAAGAAGUAUUUGAUACAAAAUUAUUAACAGCUCCUGAAUCUAUAUGGAAUGAAAAUCGAAAAAGAAUAACUUCAAGCUUUAGUAUAAACAUGUUGCAAGGAUUUUUUAAUACAUUCGUUGAAGAAUCAUUAAUGUUGAUGAAGAAAUUAGAAAAAGUUGAAAUAAAUGGAAACGAGAUUAUCUUUCUUGAACAUAUAACAACGUGUACUUUGGACAUUGCAUGUAUUGCGAGAUUGAAAGAAAUUUUGAGAUAUAGGGUGUUAUCUUCAUUGGAUGUUUCUUUGUUUGAAAAAAUUUAUUUGAAGAUAUUUAAUUUUACUACUUUGGGACGGGAACAACAAAAGAUUUCAAAGUUGAUGCAUUCUCUUAUUAAUGAGAUAAUACAGCAACAACUGCAUGAAUUAAGUAAACUGCAUGAAACUGAGACGAAAACUAAUACAAAUAAAACGUUUUUCAAUGUUCUGAUGGAAGCAUCUUGUAAAAAAAACUUUACACAGAAAAUGAUACUUGAUAACGUGAUUACAAUGAUCACACUGGUCUGUGAUAAAAUUUCUAUUACGACUAAUUUUGUUGUCUUUAUUUUGGCAAAUUUCCCAGAAGUACAAGAAAAAGUAUAUAAAGAAUUGUUGACAAUUUAUGGUACAGAAACGCCAAUAUCUGCACCAGUUAAAUGUGACGAUUUACAACAUAUGCUUUAUUUGGACCGAGUCAUCGAGGAAACGAUGAGACUUUUUCCUACUAUACCUGUAAUUGGCCGACGACUAACUGAAGAUGUAAAAAUCGGAGAUUCCAUUUUACAGAAAAAUACUAAUAUUAUAAUAGUACUUAUGUUGAUGAAUCGACAAGAGCAAUACUGGCCAAAUCCGUUAGAAUUUGAUCCAGAUAGGUUUCUGCCAGAAAGAAUAAAGAAUUGUCCUUUAAAUUAUCACAUCCCUUUUAGUGAUGGACCAAAGAAUUGUAUAGGUACAAAGUACGCGAUGAUUUCUAUGAAAGUUAUCUUAGCCACUUUAAUACGAACAUUCGUAUUCAAAGUAGAUCGAACCAUGCAAAUACGUAAUAUGAAGUUGAAAACGGACGUAACAUUAUCUACUAUUGAACCUUUAAAGAUUAGGAUUAAGAAACGAGAUCUCUAA
This is a messenger RNA of Cyphomyrmex costatus, 1164 nucleotides long. RefSeq names its product cytochrome P450 4c21. The transcript has 11 exons. The coding region runs from base 1 to 1164 and encodes 387 amino acids. Gene Ontology annotation, molecular function: oxidoreductase activity, acting on paired donors, with incorporation or reduction of molecular oxygen; heme binding; iron ion binding. NCBI's taxonomy places the organism in Eukaryota, Metazoa, Arthropoda, Insecta, Hymenoptera, Formicidae. The record is from RefSeq and is a predicted model, not a curated record.